CUGAACUCGCUUCGGUUUGACGUACCCGCGCGAUCGACAGUCAAGCGCGGAAAGCCGUCGAUAGUGCGCGAUUAUCCUUCCAGCCGCGUUGGCAUUUGCAUUUUCCGCGAUGCAGGAACUCGGAGUGCAUCGCGCGUGAUCGUGCGUGGGUGCGUGCGUUGGAUGCGCGCGUUCGCGCGCGCGAUGCGGAUUGCAUUAUAUACGGAUGACCUCGCGCCACGAGUAUGGAGCUUGCUCAAGGCAUAUCUUUCGAGUGCCGUUAAGAUCACCGCGAGAAUCGAUUGUUGGAGUCACGAUCGUGUCCUAAAUCCGUGAUUCGAGACGUUCGGAGAGAGGGAAGAGAAGCAAAAAGGAAGAAUUACGAAAGGGACGAGAAAAGAGCACCGAACCGGUUCGGUCAUUUCGACAUCGUGCAUCGAAUUGGCAAAAUAUCUUAACCGAAUGUUUCCGGAUGUGAUCGUAAACAGCAUGGGAUUGCUGGUGAUAGCCGUCAUCGUGUUGGCUAGGUUCUCGCACGCCGAUCUUGAUCUUCGGGGUGUCAAGUGCGGCGAAAAACGUUGCAAUGUAUCGGAAUAUUGCAGCCCUUUCGACACGCACUGCAAACCUUGUGCAGAAGCAUGCGACAUGGAGAGCCACAAUUACCAACCAGAAGAGUGCACGAAAGAUUGUCAAGUUUAUCUUCACGAUCAGCGCUAUAUUGAGCGUGUGGCUUCAAAUAGGCAGUACGAUGAUCUCAGAGAGGAGGUGGAAAAACUCAAGAAUUGGUUCGCAGUUACAACGACGUUAACCUCUUUCUCAUUAUUGGGGAUGUUAUACCUGCUGGGAAGAACCUUAAUACGGUGGGAAAGGAUCCAAAACAGCUUACGAACUGUGUUCAGAAAGAAUCUUGCAAAGGUAGCUAAUAAGAAUAAAGAUGACGUCGAGGCCGCUGCGAAUAAACAAAAUGGUCUGAAAUUGACUAUACCAAGCAUAAGUGCCACAGUUGAAUCGGAACCCAAAAUCGUCGAAAAUGGUAAUAGUAAUAAUAGUAGUAAUAAUAACGGAAAUAGCACUACACCGAAUACCACAAGUACCCCUCUAUCACGACGAUACGCUAGCGAAGACACCACCCUCGAUUAUGCGUACGAUAAUCCGGCGAUGACACCGAGUCCAGAAGCCGCGCAGCUUAGAACAAAAGCUCGCGAGAGCUCAUUUUAAGAUUAGAAGUUUCGAGUAUUAAACACACCAUAAGAUCGUUCUUGAUUUUGCGUACUCGAAACAGACGAAAUAUUUGUAAAUGAAACUACGUAUAUAUUUGUUCGUUAAAAUACGAUUUAAAGUUCUACUGUGAAAUGAGUUAGAACAACUUGUGAUAGUAAUUGUUUUUAUAAAAAAAAAAAAAAGAAGAAAUACUUAUUCAAUCACAGAAUAUUGAAGAAAAAUUGUUUUACCGGAAUCGAAUGAACGAUUCUAAUUCAAGAAGGAAAAUGGAAGUAGGAUGUGGCGAAGUGUAUAUGAAUGAAAUAUGACGUGGCGACUGUGUUUCCUAUUUGCGAUUGCACAUUGAAGUAUUUCGUAAGAUUUUUCAAGUUUUUAUGCGAACGAGGAUUUUUUUAAGUAUUGUAUAUAUUGCAUAUUAGAGUAAAGAUCGAUCAAAUAAGAAAGAUCGUUCAUCGUCACUUUGUCUUUCUUAAAUGCUCGCGCGACUUUCUAUAUACUUUAAAGAGUUUCUACGUAUACGAUAGUCACCAGAUGAUGGGUAUUCUUAUGAAUAAUCACAGCCUCGCAUAAAAUAAUUCGUCAUAAUUAUUUUAUUUCUCAAUAAUCUCUGAAUCAUUAAAUGCCGAGUCAUGAGCAGAAUAAUAUGAUAUUAAUGAUCAUUAAUCUCAAUCAAAACUUAGAAAUAACGUGUGAUUAUUUUCAAUUAUAAAUUAGUUCCAGUCAAAAAAUCAGAAAAGUAACAUUUGAGAUUGUGUGAUUAUUACUUUAUAUUAUUAUAAUGUAGUAUCGUAAGUUUGGAGUGACUCGUGAAUGCGUAUUAUCGCCUCCGUGAACCAUGCGGCUGUGUGACUUAAUUAAAUAGUAAUUAAUACGAACGCUUGUGUGACUUACAUAGAUGCGCGCAGUGCAGUCUUGUCGACUUAAUGCUUUCGAUUUUAAGUUAUCGUUAUUAAGCCGAAAAACAACAUGUUUCUACAAAAUUGCAAUAAUAAAUUCAACGCCUUCGCUGUAUUAUGAAAAA
Molecule: messenger RNA, 2221 nt
Organism: Nylanderia fulva
Lineage: Eukaryota; Metazoa; Arthropoda; Insecta; Hymenoptera; Formicidae
Product: tumor necrosis factor receptor superfamily member grnd
Source: RefSeq, a predicted model, not a curated record